AUGGGGUUAGGUGUGCUCGAAGAUCGAAGCUCUCUUCCGCAUGUCCCUGGAACCGUGCAGCUCAAUGAGAGCAGCACUGGGGACGGCAAUGGCGCAGCACGCAUGCUCAAACAUGGCACGGGUCGCGAUUCGGACGUUAUUCUAUCUCCCCAGCCGAGUGAGGACCCCAAUGAUCCUCUCAACUGGCCACACUGGCGUAAAGAGCUCAUCAUUGGCAUCCUUUCUUUGGGCGCCAUGCUGAAUGCCGGGACCAACGGUCCGUUGCUGAAUGCUAGCUACUUCCCGAUUUCCGAACAGCUAGGAACGAGCCUCACUCGCGUGGUACUUGCUUCCGGCUACAAUCUUCUCGCGGCCGGCUGCAUCGGCCCAUUCGUGGCGGCUUUCAGUCGAAAGUUCGGCAAGCGUCCGGUGUUCCUUGUAUCGACGCUGUUCGCCAUCGUCGGGACAGCAGUCGGAGAGGCCUCGAUCAGCUUCCAGUAUCUCCUGGCCGCACGUAUCAUCCAGGGAUUCUCCACGUCUGCGUUCGAGUCUCUGAUCGUUGCUACUGUCGGAGACAUCUACUUCGUCCAUCAGCGCGGCUUGCGAAUUAGCUUCAUCAACUUCAUCCUCAACAGCGCAUCCUCCUUGGCUUCCAUCAUCUGCGGGGUGGUGUACGCGGAAAUGGGAUACCUGUGGCUCUUCCACCUCUUCCAGAUCUUCCUGGUCAUCCAGUUCGUCGCCAUGUUCCUGUUCUGCCCGGAAACGACCUACAACCGCGACUCGAGGUACGACACCGACGAGACUCGUCUGGAGAAGCUGGACGAACUCGCCAAGGUCGAGAUGCACCAUCACGAGGCGGCCUUGACUUCCACGGACGUUCCUCCAAAGAAGACCUUCGUUCAAUCGCUGGCUGUGUUCACUGGGGUCUACUCCCCCGAUAGCAUCUUCAAGUUCCUGCUCGGGCCCUUCAUCACUUUACUCAACCCGGCCGCUUGCUACGCAAUCAUCGUCUCCGGCUUGCUAAACAGCUGGUACGUCGGCAGCGCAAUCAUCAUCUCGGGUAUCUUCGCUGGUCCACCAUGGACAUAUGGCGCUGCGCAGGUGGGAUACCUAGGAGCCGGACCAUUCAUUGGCGGCAUGCUAGGCUCAAUAUUCGUGGGCUGGUUGUCCGAUCCGGUCAUCAAGUGGAUUUCUAAGCGCAAUGGCGGCACCUAG
This is a messenger RNA of Saxophila tyrrhenica, 1194 nucleotides long. RefSeq lists its product as uncharacterized. Lineage: Eukaryota; Fungi; Ascomycota; Dothideomycetes; Mycosphaerellales; Extremaceae. Bases 1 to 1194 code for a protein of 397 amino acids. The transcript is spliced from 4 exons. Gene Ontology annotation, cellular component: plasma membrane. The record is from RefSeq and is a predicted model, not a curated record. Gene Ontology annotation, molecular function: transmembrane transporter activity. Gene Ontology annotation, biological process: transmembrane transport.